GACGUUUUAAAAUGAUAUUUUGUGUAAGUCUGGGAAAUUUUUUUAAAACAGUUUAAUAAUUUUUAAUUGAUGAAAUAACUACGAAAUGCCAUGGCAUCCUUUAAAAUGUCUCUGUGGAAAGUUUGUAUUAGGUCAAAGAUAUGUACUUGUAAUUAUGAUGCAGUUGGCAUUAUUAAAUGCAUAUCAUUUAAGAGUUGUUCUAAACAUUGCUAUAACAGAAAUGAUACAAGAUCGAAAUAAUGUAACGAGUCAGGCUUGCCCGAAUUAUGUCUAUGAACCAAUUGAGAAUAUAGAGGGUGGAACUUUUACGUGGGAUCACGAUAUGGAGGCUGGAAUACUCUAUGCAUUCUUUACAAGUUACUUUAUAAGUCACAUCCCAGGUGGAUGGUUGGCAGAUAAAUUUGGAGCCAGACAUGUAAUGGGUACCUGCAUGGUAGUGUCUUCAGUAGUGUCCAUCUUGACUCCUGUGGCCAUUCAAUAUGGCAGCUCGUGGGGAGCAAUCAUAUUGAGAAUUAUAUUAGGAUUUGCUCAAGGUCCAAUGUUACCAACUAUUUCUACUUUUAUACAGUGUUGGAUACCAAAACAUCAAAGGGGCUUUUUGGGAGGAAUUGCCUUUGGAGGUUCAAAUAUGGGAACUGUCACUGGCAGUAUCUUGACAGGGAUGAUGAUAACAGGUGCCAAAAGUUGGGUAGUUCCAUUUUAUGUUUGGGGAAUAUGUGCCUUAGUAUGGUGCUUCUUCUAUUACGUAUAUGUAUAUUCAAGGCCUAAUUUACAUCCUUUUAUCACCGAAGAAGAGAAGAAUUAUCUGAUUACCGAAGUGGAGCAAAAAACGAAGUUUAAGGUACCUUGGAAGUCUAUUUGUACCUCCUUGCCUGUUUGGGGACUACUAGCUGGUCAGCUCAGUCAUAACUUCAUUUUCUUUACACUUUUAACCGAUUUACCGAAAUAUCUAAAGGAAAUUUUGAAGAUGAACGUUAAAUCUAACGCCAACACCACCGCUUUACCUUUCCUAGCCCUGUGGGUGGCGAAUAUAUUCUUCGCCUACGUAGCGGAUUUUGUAACUAAUAGAAAUUGGCUGAGUUUAUUAAAUGCUAGAAAGUUGUACACUGCGUUUUCUUGCAUAGUACCGUCUUUAUUGCUAGUUCUUAUGGUAUACGUUGGAUGUAACCGAUGGGCAGCCCAGGUGUUAGUUUCAAUAUCGUUCUUCCUGGUUGGACCCUUUUUUUCUGGUAUGAAGGUCAAUGUCAAUGAUAUUACUAUUCAUUACGGAGGUACCAUAAUGGCCAUUGUCAACGGUCUAGGAUCGUUCACCGGUAUUAUCGGACCUUUUAUGGUUGGAACUAUAGCAAAAAAUGAGACAUUGGAAGAAUGGAGAUUAUGUAUGUGGAUUAUAUUGGCCACUUCAGUGGUUCUUUCCGUAAUUUAUUGUCUAACAGCUAAAGCAGAGAGACAAUAUUGGGAUUUUCCAGAAAAAGAAGUUGAAGGAAGUUAAUUUAAUUAUAUUGUCAUUGUACAUAACAAUGUAUAAUGUUCACAAUUUUAUAAAUAAUAAUAAAU
Messenger RNA from Diabrotica balteata, 1557 nucleotides. The record is from the annotation of a GenBank genome assembly. NCBI's taxonomy places the organism in Eukaryota, Metazoa, Arthropoda, Insecta, Coleoptera, Chrysomelidae.